UUAUUAAUUACCCGAAUUAUUUUAAUAGAAAUUCUAGAGAGAAUAAUUCUAUUUUGGAAGUUUACUGAUGUGCUUGCCUUUAUAAAAAAUUGAUGAAAAACUGUGUCACAACUUUGUGAAAUUUAAAUCUAUUACACUUAUUUAGUAUCGAAUUCCAAGGGUUGCUUGUUUUCUCUAUACAUAUAGAAAAGAUUGAAAAACUCCGUACAUUUCCACCUUUCAUAUAUGUAUGUACUUAUGUACCUAUAUGUAUACGGUAUAAUUUAACCCCAUGUAGUUUAACCCUUAAUGAAACAUAUACAAGGUUAUCAACGUAAAAUAAUUACAUAUGUAGAAUAAAGAACACCAGAGUAGAAAACAACGGGCCAAUUUAAUUUAUUGGUAGCGGUAGCCGGCCCAGUCCCGCAUUUAGGGAGGGAAUAAGGCUCACAAUAUUGGUCCCUACCUUGUUACAUGAGAAUAUCCUCGCAUAACAGGUUGCUUGUCAACAAGCAAUGUGAGAAUGUGAUCUGAGAUUUGAGUGUAGUAAGAGGAUGUUCGCGAUCAAGGUAAAUGGCAGUAGCGGUAAUUCGUAGAAGUAAGCGUAGCAGUAGGGGCCCAACAUGUGAGUGGCUGUUAUACGGUCAGUCAGUCGGUCAUCGUCUUUCGUUCGUAUUCUAUGAAGAUUCUCGAGAAUCACCUAAGUAUUUAAGUACUACUUGCUUCGGUGAUGAUCGAAGAUGAUCGUUAGAUACUUCUCGAUCGUUUCGCUACAACUGGCCAUCCUGGUCAGCCUCACGUUCGCGUCAGAAGUGCGGUGGAGUGUAUUGUCGAGUGGCACUAUGAUCACUAUGAUCAUCUUUCCGUUGAACACGCAUCAAUGGUCCUUGCUGGGUUUGAAUCUUUGGCCGAGCCAAACCAUUGAGGAGGAACCUUCGAAUGGAUUCGAUUUGAACAGUAAUCCAAUCUCGAGGGUUUUGAAUUUUUUUCCAACCCCGGUGCAAGAAGAGUGUCUAUCACAGGACAAACGACGACGGGGUAUAUGCAUGAACACGUAUGAGUGUCGCAUUCAACAAGGGAAAUCCAAUGGACGGUGUGCGCUUGGUUUUGGCGUGUGUUGCAUAUUCACGGCAACCUGCGAUCAGGAGGUACAAAAUAAUCUGACCUACGUGACCAGCCCGGGUUUCCCCAACCUCAUUGACUGGCCCAUGAACUGUUCAGUGGUCGUACGGAAGAUCGAUAGGCAGGUCAGCCAACUCAGGAUCGAUUUCGUCCACUUCAACAUAGGUCAACCCAACCCCAGAACGGGUGUAUGUGACGAAGAUAUCAUGGAAAUCAGAAAUGGUAAGAGCGUGUUUCAACUGUGCGGCUGGAACAGCGGUCAGCAUUUAUACAUAGACGUGGAUGAGAACAACCAGUCCUUAACGUUAGACUUCCAGUUACCCAGGAGGAUCCAACCACGAAUGUGGGAGAUAAGGAUCGUCCAGUUGGCGUUCGAGCAACGUGCACCCACAGGAUGCCUGCAGUACUUCCAGUCCCCUAAUGGCACCUUAAAGACCCUUAAUUUUUUGCUCAAUGGCAGAUUUUUGGCCAAUCAGGAUUAUUUGAUGUGUAUUCGCCAAGAAAGAGGAAUGUGUGGAAUAGCUUAUAUGCCUUGUUCCUCAGAUUCAUUUCGAAUUGGACCCCCCAGGAUGCAAAAUAUGAUAAAUAACACUAAUGUUAAUGCAUCGUCUAUUGAGGGGAAUUCAAACAUGAUGAAUUCGACUAUGCAAAAUGGUAUCAAUAUGAUAUCCAUGAAUAAUACGGAUUCGGAUAUCGAAGGGUCAGGGACAAAUCCUAUGGACGAUGAUGGUAUUUCCGGAAAUGCGACCAGCAUAGGACAGGAAAGUGCUUCCAGUAGUGGAAUCAUGGGUGAAGAACGGUGCAGGAACAGGGUGCUCAUUCCUUGCGAUUUUGAGGAGUUUAUCACGCCUGGAAACAACGAAGCUGGGAUUUGUAAUCUUGAACACUGUGGUAAUUCUCUGUGUGAUCGAAACGAGCUGGACGAAGAAGGUAAUUGUCGAGUAGAGACUUGGGCAACGCCCUUUCGCAUAAGGGUGGCUUUUGGUCCUGGACAGUACACAGGAACUACACUCGAGGACAAUAUUGGCAUGUGCCUCCUGUACGAACAGCUACCCUGUGUCGCUUGAACAACCUUAUAGUGAUAAAUGAUUGCAGAUGAUGUGGGGGGAGGGGGGGCGGGGGUGAAACUUGAAGAGUACGAAGUUUAAACGGGUUACCCAAAGUUUGAUUUUCUAAACGAGGGUCUUUCGAUAAAUAACAUCUUGUUUUAUCAAAUCUCUUUUUAACAAAUUAAACAAGUUCCAUUCUUCGGUACUCAAUAUUAUUAAAAUUUCACAACUCUAUCCUGUUUGUAAAAUUUCUUUUAAUAACAAAAGGAAAGAAAAUAUUAUUACUGCGACGAACAAAAUAACAAAUUAUUUUCUCUGUUUAUAUUAAUUAAUGUUCGUUACCUCUGAAAAUCAAACGUACAAAGUUAUUAAAGUCAAAUUACCUUUAUGUGUAAAAGAUUCAGGAUAUUUCCAAAUGGAAUAUCUGGUCUAAUUACAGAAGCAAAUAGUUUGUAGCUUUUUGCUGAAAUAACCAAUUAAAAUGUUGCUUCUUCCAUCGAA
Osmia lignaria (orchard mason bee) is the source of this 2651-nucleotide messenger RNA. RefSeq lists its product as uncharacterized. Lineage: Eukaryota; Metazoa; Arthropoda; Insecta; Hymenoptera; Megachilidae. The record is from RefSeq and is a predicted model, not a curated record.